Babesia microti strain RI is the source of this 867-nucleotide messenger RNA. Its product is annotated as 26S proteasome regulatory subunit N8. The coding region runs from base 1 to 867 and encodes 288 amino acids. Gene Ontology annotation, cellular component: proteasome regulatory particle; proteasome complex. The transcript has 5 exons. Lineage: Eukaryota; Apicomplexa; Aconoidasida; Piroplasmida; Babesiidae. The record is from RefSeq and is a predicted model, not a curated record. Gene Ontology annotation, biological process: proteasome-mediated ubiquitin-dependent protein catabolic process. Gene Ontology annotation, molecular function: protein binding; metallopeptidase activity.
AUGGAUAAUUAUAUGACCGCGAAAUGGAUAGCCCCGAAACGUGUAGUGGUCCAUCCCAUAGUUUUACUCUCCGUUGCUGAUCAUUAUAAUAGACAGGCAAAGGGGACUCAAAAAAGGGUUUUGGGAACUUUACUAGGCGAAACGAUAGACAAUGUUAUUCAUAUAACAAACAGCUUUGCUGUUCCAUUUGAGGAAGAUAAUAAGGAUCCAUUAGUUUGGUAUUUUGAUCAUAAUUACCAUGAGAAUCUGUUCCUCAUGUUCAAAAAAGUGAAGGCAAAUGAGAAGGUUUUGGGUUGGUAUAGCACUGGGACAAAAUGUAAAGCAGCAGACUUGGAUAUUCAUGAAAUUUAUCGCAGAUAUUGUCCCCAGCCAAUUUAUCUAAUAGUAGAUACUAAUCCACAACCGACAGGAUUACCUACUGAAGCAUAUAUAUCAGUUGAGAUACCUACUACGGAUUCCAAAUUCAGAAGAACUUUUAUCAAUUGCAAUGUCACUAUGGGCGCAUUUGAAGCGGAAGAAGUAGGAUUGGAGCAUUUGUUACGAGACGUACAAAAUUCAUCCACAUCAACUCUGGCUAUAAAGGUUGGAGAUAAAAUAAAUGCGCUAGAAACUUUGUCUAUGAGGUUGUCUGAUAUCGUAGAGUAUUUGAAAAUGGUUAUAAAUGGCAAUAUGCCACUCAACCCGACGAUUAUAUAUAUUCUACAGGACAUGUUCAAUUUGAUGCCAUCACUGGACUAUGAUGACAUAUCCAAAGCAUUUGCAGUUGAACUUAACGAUACAUUUCUAUCACUUUACAUUGCUAGCAUUUCACGUGCUGUAAUGGCAUUGCAUGAUCUAAUAAAAAACAAGGCACAAUCUAAUCAAUAA